Molecule: messenger RNA, 864 nt
Organism: Oryza brachyantha (malo sina)
Lineage: Eukaryota; Viridiplantae; Streptophyta; Magnoliopsida; Poales; Poaceae
Product: atherin-like
Exons: 1
Coding region: 1-864 (287 amino acids)
Source: RefSeq, a predicted model, not a curated record
AUGGCUGACUCGUUCAAGCAAGACGGCGCCGUGCAGGCGAAGAACAUGGCCGAGCGCUGCUUCCUCCGCGGCGACGUGGCUGGAGCGAAGCAAUGGUGCCAGAACGCGCAGAGGCUGGACCCGGACCUCCCCGGCGUCGCCCAGGCCGCGGCCGCCUACGCCGUGCACUGCGCGGCGGCGCGGAAGGUCCUCGGGCCCGACGGCUGUGGGCCCGACUGGUACGCCGUGCUCGGCCUGCCCCCGCCGCGCUCCGGCCUUCUCACCCACGACGCCGUCAAGAAGCAGUACCGGAAGCUGUGCCUGCUGGUGCACCCCGACAAGAACACCUCCCCCGCCGCCGACGGCGCGUUCAAGUUCGUCCAGGACGCCUGGAAGGCACUCUCGGCUAGCCAUCCCCCGCCGGAGGCCGCCGCCGCGCCGUGCACGCGUCCGAAGCGGGCGGAAGACCUGUACCGCACCAAGCCGGCGACAGCGUCGGCCAGGAAGCCGCCCGAACCACCCAAGCCGACACGGCAACAACAACCGCCGCCGCCGCCGCCGAAACAGACCGCACCGAGGAGACCUCAGGUCGUGCAGAUGCGUCGGUCUGCACAACCGGUGCCAGCGCAGACGACUCGUUCCGGGCAGAAACCACAGCGGAAGACGACGGCGCCGCCGCCGCCGGUAGCGAGGCCCCCAUCACCGGACAGGGGAAAAUGCCAGUACUGCGGCGCUCGCACGGUUAUCCGAGGCGCGGUAGGCGCCAAAUCUUUUCGGUGCAUGAGCUGCCACCGGAGCCCCAUGGACGACAAGCCGCGCUGUUCUGACGACGAAUAUGAUGACGAAUAUGACGACCACGACUACUACGACGAUGGACCAUGGUGA